GGCAAGCCCUAUGUGUUUGACCGAGUCCUGCCACCCAACACAGCCCAGGAGCAAGUCUACGAUGCCUGGGCCAAGCAGAUCGUCAAAGGUAAACGCUCUGUCCUACAGUCUCUUUAUCUGACCUCGUCAUCAUCAUCAUCAUCAUCAUCAUAUCAACUCAGCUCCAGACCUAUUAUGAAAGAGUUAACCCCAGUGUUUGCGUUUUGUAGAUGUGCUGGGCGGGUACAAUGGAACCAUCUUUGCCUAUGGCCAGACCUCAUCAGGAAAGACCCACACCAUGGAGGUACAUCUGAAGGACAUUUGGAUUCCUCACUGGGAUUUGCACUAG
Coregonus sp. 'balchen' is the source of this 328-nucleotide messenger RNA. The record is from the annotation of a GenBank genome assembly. NCBI's taxonomy places the organism in Eukaryota, Metazoa, Chordata, Actinopteri, Salmoniformes, Salmonidae.